GUCGCCUGCCGAGGGCCCCAAAGAUCGAUCCCCCAAAUGGUGAAUAUGAAUGAAUCCCCGCCGCGGAGACGACGAUGACGGCGGUGGCGACGACGACGUUCCGCCUCCGGAUGCAGCUCCGUGUCCGCAUCUCGCCGAGUAACAGAAGUGCAUGCUCCCAGCUCCCGGCCUUCUCGCACGCGCUGAUCGCGGCAUCGUAAAUGAUAUCAUCAGAAUUCAGCUGCUCCUCCCGCAUCUGACGGAUCAGCACCAAAGCCUGCAGCCAACGCUCGCCUUUCUCACACGCGCUGACGCCAGCGCUGUAGCUAUGACGUCGAGCUUCAGACGUGUUCCCCGCAGUUCGCCGAGCAGAGACAGCGCCUGCUGCCAGCGCCCUGCCUUCUCGCACGCGCUGAUUCCAGCACUGUAGCUGACGACGCCUGGCUCUAAUCUCGUCGCCAGCAUCUCACGCAGCAGCGACAACGCUUGCGUCCACUGCUGGCCUUUGCCGCACGCGCUGACGCAAGCACUGAAGCAGGCCUCAUCCAGCUCCAACCCUGCAGCCCCCAUCUGCCUCAGCACUGCUAGCGCGUGCUGCCAUGCUCCACCCUUCUCGCACGCGCUGAUCCCGGCACCGCAGCUGAUGACGUUCGGCUCCAGGCUCGACUCCCACAGAUCAGCGACCAACAACAACGCUCGCUGCCACUGCUCCCCCCUCCCGCAUGCGCUGAUGGCGGCCGAAUACACGAUGGUGCUGGCGAGGAAGGGCACCACGUCUCUGAACACCUCCAGCGCCUCGCUCCACUGCGUCGCCUGCCCGAGCUCCUUGAUGCUGUCCACGAUGGCCGGCCAUCGACCGGGGACGCCGCCGCUUCGCCCUCUUCGACCCCCGCUGCCUCGCAAGCCGCCAAUCUGUUGGCCGCCCGAUCCUCAUAAUGAGCCCGCAUUUCGAGUGCGGAGGGCCCCAGAGAGACGGCCAUCCGCGGGGCAGACGAUCGGGCGCGGGGGCGCGGCCAGCGAUGCGCGGACGAGCUUGGGCUGGGAUGGCU
This is a messenger RNA of Prorocentrum cordatum, 1028 nucleotides long. NCBI's taxonomy places the organism in Eukaryota, Dinophyceae, Prorocentrales, Prorocentraceae. The record is from the annotation of a GenBank genome assembly.